GGUACUGCCCUCGGGGCUGGGGCCAGCGGUGCUCAGAGCUCCCGGGGGUGGGGGGAGCCCAGAGAGGCUUUGGGGACGUGCCAGGUGCCUGCGGCUCGACGGGAGGCUGUUGUGUGGCGGGGAUGGGGCCUCGGGAGAUGCCACUCUGGUGCCCCUUGCCAUGCUGUCUCCAGGGCCUGCGGCCCCUGCCCAAGCCUGUUGACACCAGCGCCCGAGCCCUCUCCUGGGACAUCCCAUGGCUCCUGCCCGUGCAGUGCUCACAAAGCCUGCCCCUGCUCCCCGCUACCUCCCACAACCCGUCUCCUACCGGCCCCCAGCUCCAGGCAGCUCCUGCCCCGCUCCCCCAGGCCCGUGCUCCCUCCCAGCCAGCCCUGCUGAGCCCCCUUUUCUUCCGCUUCCUCCAGGCCAUGGCUGCAGCAGUUGCCCUCGUCUUGGCUCUGCUGGUGCUCCAGCAUGGACUGAAGCUGGAUGACCAUACAGAUGUGGCCACGUCCCAGAGGAUGCAGCAGCGUGAGGAGUAUCUGCGUCAGGAGAUGACUCGGCUGCUGCAGGAGAUUGAGAGCAGACCUGCGUGGAAAGACAUCUUCUCUUCUGUGUGGCAGCGGUGCCUACCUUGGACUCCUGUGGGAGUCCUGGUCCUGCUCGCUGCGGUCUGGUGGUGCUGCAGGAAAGUGAAGCUUGUCUCUGAGAGCUGCAGUGGUGAGGACUGCUCCAGCAGCAAGGAGGAGGACGAAGACAAAGAGGAGGAGGAAGACCGCAGCGGUGCACGCAGUGUUGCCAGGCCUCGGGCUGUGUCCACCCCAUCGCCAAGUGAGCAGACAAUUGUGGAGUCUAUUUCCGCACGUCAGCAGGGCCUGCCCGACACGUGCCAGGUGCUGAAGGAGCUGGUGGGUGAGCUCCUUGAGGUGUGCCAAGUGCUUUGCAGGAGCACUUUCAUGCCGGAGAUGCAGCCAGCCGUUGGACUGGGCAGCGCCUACGAAACCUGGAGCAUCGGCGAGAACAGCAUCGCCUACUCCCUGCUCGUGUUGCUGUGGCCACCCCCCGGGCACUCUUUCAGCCUGGAGCUGGACACGGCGGGGCAGCUGCCAGCGACCCCUUCCAGAAUCCGUGUGGAGCAGCAGUGCCUGUGCUCGAGGGAGCAGCUGCUGGGCGACGCGCUGUGCUUUCUGCACCACCCCGAGGACGAGCUGCGGAGGGAUCAGAGCUCGGUCCUCCCACGCACCCUCUGCACACUCUCCUGCUUAGACAUGGAGAAAGUCACCUGCUGGGCCCAGGGCCCGGUGAGAUCGGCCUGGCUGCUUUUGCCUCAGUCGUGCCACUGCCAGCUAACGGUGCUGCCCCCCUCCUCCCAGUCCUGCAGGUUCCAGCUGACAAGCACCUCCAAGUGGAACAUCACCGUUGAGAUGAUGUUUGGAGCGCACCAAGGCAGCUCGGACACCUAGGCGAGCCUUCAGGAGGCAGAGGCCAGCUUGUCGGGCAGCCCAGCACGGCCGCAGAGCCGCGCUGCUCUCGAGAGGCAGCUUCUCAGGCUGGCGGCGAGGUGAGGCACCUCCACCUCCGAGGUCUGCAGCUCCGCACCCGUGUGCUGGUGGUCGCAGGGGGCCGCAGGAUCUUUCUGGACCUUCUGGACGAGGGCACGCCGCGCACCCUCAGUCAGGUUGCAGACCACAGCAAGUCGGGCGGGAGCGUUGGUCUGCGUGAGGGAAGGACGGCUCUGCUGAGGGACCUGGGCAGGCCGGA
Molecule: messenger RNA, 1740 nt
Organism: Tyto alba (common barn owl)
Lineage: Eukaryota; Metazoa; Chordata; Aves; Strigiformes; Tytonidae
Product: inositol 1,4,5-trisphosphate receptor-interacting protein-like 1
Exons: 3
Coding region: 123-1442 (439 amino acids)
Source: RefSeq, a predicted model, not a curated record